AUGGCAGCCAGAGCCUCUCUAUCCCAUAACGAUUACACAGUCGGAUGGAUAUGCGCUUUACCCCUGGAGAUGGCAGCCGCAAAGCUCAUGUUGGACGCAAUACACCCGAGUCUACCUCGCCCACCGACGGAUCAAAAUACGUAUAUUUUGGGAAAUAUCGGGGAUCACAACAUCGUUAUUGCCUGUUUACCAAGUGGCGCAUAUGGCAAUGUAUCAGCUGCAACGGUAGCGAUGCAGUUGCUCUCGAGUUUCCACUCCGUCCGGUUCGGUCUGAUGGUCGGUAUCGGUGGAGGUGUACCAAGCAGCAACGCAGACAUUCGACUCGGCGAUAUUGUGGUGAGCCAGCCAACGGACACAUGUGGAGGCGUGAUCCAAUACGACCUCGGUAAAGCGUUAAGCGGCGGUCAAUUCCAGCGAACAGGGAUGCUUAACCGGCCACCCAAGGUCCUACUGACUGCCCUCGCUACACUCCAAGCCCACCACUUCACAGAAGAUAGCCAAGUUCUUGAAUUCAUUUCUGAAGUCCGAGCGAAAAUGACGCCGCGGAUAGCUGCAAACUUCGCACGACCAACCAAAGAAGACCUCUUAUACCAAACAGAUUAUGACCACGGAGCAUCUGAUACAUGUAUCGGUUGUGAUCGGUCGAAAUUGAACCCACGGCUUCCACGAGACCAUAAAGAACCAGUGUUCCACUAUGGACUGAUUACAUCUGCAAAUCAGGUAGUGAAAGAUGGUAGACGGCGAGAUCAGCUAGCUCGAGACCUAGGGGUCCUCUGUGUGGAAAUGGAAGCUGCGGGGCUCAUGAAUGACUUUCCAUGUGUAGUUAUUCGAGGCAUUUGUGACUAUGCGGACUCACACAAGAAUAAAGAAUGGCAAGGAUAUGCCGCAGCGGUGGCAGCGGCCUAUGCUAAAGAGCUUGUCUUGGUGAUUCCGAUCGAUCAGGUUGAAACCACUCCAACAGCACGGGACACUCUAGCAGACUCUGUUCACCGCUUCAAUGUUCCCCUAGACCUUACCGCAGUGCCUGUGAUUGAAGGUUUCCUAGGACGGCAAGACGAGCUGAACAAUCUAUGGCAGUAUUUACAACCGACAAAUUCGCCAUCACAGAAAGUUGCAAUUCUUCACGGGCUUGGCGGAAUGGGCAAGACGCAGCUAGCGAUUCGCUUCGCGCGAGAUCACAAAGAUAAUUUUACGGCUAUCUUCUGGCUGAGUGGCAAGGAUCGGGAUACGGCCUUGCAAUCGUUGAGCUUUGCCUUGAACCUAUUACCAGAACAGUACUGGGACCGCGAGACGAUCAGUGAUGAGGACGUGGAGCAGCGAGCUAGGCAUAUGUUACGGUGGCUAGCAUUGGAUGGCAACACGCGCUGGCUAAUCAUUUUUGACAACAUCGAUCAAUACUCCCCCUUCAAUAGCGCUGUUGGUGAUGGAUAUGACAUUAAGGAUUUUUUCCCUACAACAGACCAUGGGUCCAUCCUUAUCACCUCUCGACUUCAGGGGAUAACUGAGCUAGGGAAGCCUUUUCCGGUCCACAGACUUGGCUCUCAUGAUACGAUCCAACUUCUUCUGCAAAGCAGCGGUCUGUCAGCCAAGAACACCACUAGCAAGCUUAAGAACAAUCCGGCUAUCCUUGCUCUCGCCAAUCGUCUGGAUGGACUGCCUUUGGCAAUCGUUGUCGCUGGGGCAUUUAUGCGUGAAACUGGAACCAGCAUCACUGAGUACUUGGAGUAUUACCGAAAUUCUUGGUACGAACUACAGUCGCAAUCAAAUCCUGGUCGACAGUACCAGCAAGGCAACGUGCUACAAACAUGGAUGAUCUCAUAUCUUGAGAUCCAGAAGCGGGACCCGAACGCAGCAGACCUUCUACUGCUACUUUCUCGUUUUGAUAAUCGUGAUAUCUGGUACGAGUUAGUGGAGAGUGGCCGUCAUAGCUCAAGCGUCCCCGGCUGGCUCAAAAAGGCUAUAUCAAGCGGGCUCGCGUUCAAAAUUAGUGUGAAGUCUCUCAUCGGAUUCUCCCUUCUUGACGCUAAGCAACAAGAAGGAAGCUAUGCAAUGCAUCCAGUGGUACAAGACUGGUGCCUUCAUAUUGCCAGCGCAAACAAAAAUGUGAAUUCGAUGAAGCUUACUGAACUAGCACUGAUAUCUGUUGGAUACACUGUGCCUAGUGCAAGUGACAGACAUUAUUCAGAGCUUCAGCGACGGCUUGUUCCACACGCCAAUUAUGUACGUCAUCAAGAUUUGUCAGGUGACAAUAUUGCGUUAUGGGGAGCAUUCCAUGGUUUGGGGGAUCUUUACUCUGAUCAGGGGAAGCUGAAGGAGGCAGAGGAGAUGUACCAGCGAGCACUAGCGGGCUACGAGAAGGCCCUGGGGCCAGAUCAUACGUCGACUCUUGAUACAGUCAACAACCUUGGUGCUCUCUAUUUUCAGCAGGACAAGCUAAAGGAGGCAGAGGAGAUGUACCAGCGAGCACUAGUAGGCUAUGAGAAGGCCCUAGGUCCAGAUCAUACCUCUACUCUCACUACAGUCCACAAUCUUGGUCUUCUCUACAUUGAUCAGGGCAAGCUAAAGAAGGCAGAGGAGAUGUACCAGCGAGCACUAGCAGGCCAGGAGAACGCCCUGGGGCCAGAUCAUACGUCGACUCUUGAUACAGUCAACAACCUUGGUGCUCUCUAUUUUCAGCAGGACAAGCUGAAGGAGGCAAAGGAGAUGUACCAGCGAGCACUAGCGGGCUACGAGAAGGCCCUAGGGCUAGAUCAUACAUCUACUCUCAAUACGGUUAACAACCUUGGUCGUCUCUACUCUGAUCAGGGCAAGCUAAAGAAGGCAGAGGAGAUGUACCAGCGAGCACUAGCAGGCUACGAGAAGGCCCUGGGGCCAGAUCACGAUUGGACUCGGCGGCUUGCAGCGACGUUGAACGUAUUAAGCAUUGCAACUGGAUAA
Molecule: messenger RNA, 2937 nt
Organism: Penicillium samsonianum
Lineage: Eukaryota; Fungi; Ascomycota; Eurotiomycetes; Eurotiales; Aspergillaceae
Exons: 3
Coding region: 1-2937 (978 amino acids)
Biological process (GO): nucleoside metabolic process
Molecular function (GO): catalytic activity; ADP binding; protein binding
Source: RefSeq, a predicted model, not a curated record